This is a messenger RNA of Nannospalax galili (Upper Galilee mountains blind mole rat), 1669 nucleotides long. RefSeq names its product tRNA methyltransferase 6 (gene Trmt6). Gene Ontology annotation, cellular component: nucleus; tRNA (m1A) methyltransferase complex. NCBI's taxonomy places the organism in Eukaryota, Metazoa, Chordata, Mammalia, Rodentia, Spalacidae. The record is from RefSeq and is a predicted model, not a curated record. Bases 114 to 1595 code for a protein of 493 amino acids. The transcript is spliced from 11 exons. Gene Ontology annotation, biological process: tRNA methylation.
CGGCACGUGGGGGCGGUGCCGGCCGGAGGCGCAGGUUCUGCGUGCGGCGCCGGGCGAGUGCGGCGGCGCGGUAGGGCUGAGCCUGUGCCCAGCGUGUAGACAGCCCGGCAGCCAUGGAGCCAUCAGCCCCGCAACCCCCGCCUGCUGGGUACCACUGCAUCCACGACGGCGACUACGUGGUGCUGAAACGGGAAGACGUGUUCAAAGCAGUGCAGGUGCAGCGGAGAAAAAAAGUGACUUUUGAAAAACAAUGGUUCUACCUGGAUCAUGCUAUUGGCCAUAAUUAUGGAUCGACAUUUGAAGUGACCAGUGGGGGGAGUCUUCAGCUCAGGAAGAAGGAGGAAGAGCCUGCUUCAGAGACUAAAGAAGCGGGCACUGAUAAUCGGAAUAUAAACGACGAUGGGAAAUCUCAGAAACUUACUCAAGAUGAUAUAAAAGCUUUGAAAGACAAAGGCAUUAAAGGAGAGGAAAUAGUUCAGCAGUUAAUUGAAAAUAGUACAACAUUCCGAGACAAGACAGAAUUUGCCCAAGAUAAAUAUAUUAAAAAGAAGAAAAAAAAAUAUGAAGCCAUCAUUACUAUUUUGAAGCCAUCUACCCGUAUUCUUUCAAUUAUGUAUUAUGCAAGAGAACCUGGAAAAAUUAACCACAUGAGAUACGAUACACUAGCUCAGAUGUUAACCUUGGGAAAUAUCCGUGCUGGCAAUAAAAUGAUUGUCAUGGAAACGUGUUCUGGCUUGGUGCUAGGUGCCAUGAUGGAACGAAUGGGAGGCUUUGGCUCCAUUGUUCAGCUGUACCCUGGAGAUGGACCUGUUCGGGCUGCAACAGCUUGUUUUGGAUUUCCCAAAUCUUUCUUCAGUGGUCUUUAUGAAUUCCCCCUCAACAAAGUAAACACCCUUCUAAAUGGAACAUUUUCUGCUGAGAUGUUGUCUUCGGAGUCCACAGAUGGCACUUUAGUUAAAGAAAGUAAUGGCACAUUAGAGGGAAGACACAUAACUGAGCAAGACAAGGAAGACACGAGGGCAGAGGCCCCGGAAGGCCCUCACCCGGAAGAACAGGAGACAGGGGAAGUUGUUUCUCAAGAUCCAGAAUAUAAGGAGCCUAAAGACAGAAAAAGCAGAAAAGAUUAUAUUCAGGAAAAGCAAAGGAGACAAGAAGAGCAGAGGAAAAGACAUCUAGAGGCUGCUGCUCUGCUGGGUGAAAGAAAUGCCGAUGGCUUGAUUGUGGCCAGUCGUUUCCAUCCUGCUCCAUUGCUGCUGUCUUUGCUGAACUUUGUGGCCCCUUCAAGGCCAUUCGUAGUCUACUGUCAGUAUAAAGAGCCUUUGUUGGAGUGCUACACAAAACUGCGGGAACGAGGAGGGGUCAUCAACCUGAGGCUGUCUGAAACCUGGCUCAGAAAUUACCAGGUCUUGCCAGAUCGAAGUCAUCCCAAACUGCUGAUGAGCGGAGGUGGAGGGUACCUUCUAUCAGGCUUCACUGUUGUCUUGGACAGCCUUCGAGCAGACCCCAGCCUCAAGUCCAGUGCAGGCACUUUAGACUCAUAUAAGGCUGAGGAGCCAGCAGCCAAAAAACAAAAAUGUACAGAGCCUGGCUCGUAACCCUUCAAAGAUUAAUUAAUGUUUGUUCCACAGCAUUCUGCAAUUGAUCAUUAAACUUUCAAUGUUAUUACAAA